This is a messenger RNA of Pseudonaja textilis, 1305 nucleotides long. RefSeq names its product alpha and gamma adaptin binding protein (gene AAGAB). The record is from RefSeq and is a predicted model, not a curated record. NCBI's taxonomy places the organism in Eukaryota, Metazoa, Chordata, Lepidosauria, Squamata, Elapidae.
AUGGCGGAACCUCCCACUCCGGAAAGGCGCCGGGAGUCACGGCGGGGCCUCCACCGGAAAGGGAAGCGCCGGGCCCUUCAAAGACCGCUGGCGUGCGCGAUGGCCGUCCCGUGCACCUUGAUCACCAGCUGCGCGGCGGGCUUCCCCGGGGAGGAGCUGGUGAAACGUAUCACCGGUGAGGAAGAGCUUCCUGAGCACAUUGCCGCGGAGAGCGGAGCCCGGUUUUACCCCUGGACGAUAGACAAUAAAUAUUACUCCGCUGCCGUCCAUCUCUGCGUGGUGGCAAAUGUAUUUCAGGUGACUUCGGAAAUUGCCGAGUCCAUUCAGGCUUUCCUCAUCUGCUUCGACAGCACCACAAUAUCAGGGCUGGAUGCUGUCUCUCAGUGGCUUCCUCUGAUAGAAGACUGGCUACCGGAAGUGAUGAUCUUGGUCUGUGACAGAGUCUCUGAAAAUGGCAUCAGCCGGCAGAAGGCCCAAGAGUGGUGCAUCAAACACGGCUUUGAGUUGGUGGAGCUCAACCCAGAGGAGCUUCCGGAUGAGGACGAUGAUUUUCCAGAAUCCACAGGAGUGAAACGAAUCGUCCAAGCCUUGAAUGCCAACGUCUGGUCAAACGUGGUGAUGAAAAACGAGGCGAGUCACAACUUCGGCCUUUUCCCAGCCUUCACAGGGGCAGGACGCAGGAUUGGGUCAGACAAGAACGAAGCUCCAGAAGCCAACUCUUUGCCGGCAGAGAGGGCCCAGUCUGGGUUGGAUCCGGAAGAAGCUCUGGUCCCUGCGGAGGGAACCCAGGGGGACCCCACUGCUGAUCCAGUGCUGGACACGGACAUUCAAGAGCUCGCCAGCCUCACCGUGGGAGAAGGAGACAUCGAGAACUUUGAGCGACUCUUCUCCAAGUUGAAGGAAAUGAAAGAAAAGGCCGCCAUCCUGCCUCACGAACAACGAAAGCUGCAUGCCGAAAAGGUUGCCAAAGCCUUCUGGAUGGCCAUCAGAGGAGACCAGGAUGAGAUCGAAGGCUUGUCUUCCGACGAGGACAACUAAGGGACGGGGGUUUGCAGAACUGGAACGGGACUCCAGCUCUGCUGCCGCCCUGGUGUUGACAAGGCCUCGUUUUCUCUGCAGCCCUGGCAGAGACUUUGGGGGGGGGCGGGGAGGGUUGUCUCUUGAGACCUAGUUCGUUCUUGUUCUUCCGCACCGGAACGUCAGCUGCCUCCAUGGUCUCCCUGCAGAACGCGGACCUUCGAGCGAACGGAACCCGUUCCCCACUAAAGGAGAACCUGCGACGGUAUCUUGGCAGUGGCUGCUUUG